GCAAGAAGCGCCGGAAGCGGCUGAGGAACCCGGAAGUGGCUAAGGAACCUGGAAGUGCCGGGAACCGGGCCUCGGAGCAGGAUGGACGAUACACUCUUCCAGCUGAAGUUUACAGCAAAGCAGCUGGAGAAGCUCGCCAAGAAGGCUGAGAAGGACUCCAAGACUGAGCAAGCCAAAGUCAAAAAGGCUCUUCAGCAGAAGAAUGUGGAGUGUGCCCGCGUCUAUGCCGAGAAUGCCAUCCGGAAGAAGAAUGAAGGGCUGAACUGGCUUCGCAUGGCCUCCCGAGUGGAUGCUGUGGCCUCCAAGGUCCAGACGGCAGUGACCAUGAAAGGGGUGACUAAAAACAUGGCUCAGGUGACUAAGGCCUUAGACAAGGCUCUGAGCUCCAUGGACUUGCAGAAGGUGUCGGCCGUGAUGGAUAAGUUUGAGCAGCAGGUGCAGAAUUUGGAUGUGCACACUUCGGUUAUGGAGGACUCCAUGAGCUCAGCCACCACGCUGACUACGCCGCAGGAGCAGGUGGACAGCCUCAUUGUGCAGAUUGCGGAGGAGAAUGGCCUAGAAAUCAUGGACCAGCUCAACCAGCUCCCCGAGGGGGCCUCAGCCGUGGGGGAGAGCUCUGUCCGCACCCAGGAAGACCAGCUAUCCCGGAGGUUGGCUGCCUUGCGAAACUGAGGUCCUGUCACCUCGUGGACUGCUGUUCUUCCAACCAGGCCACCUCUCCUGCAGCCCAUCUCCAGCCUCUGCCCUGGGGACAGACUCUUCUCCUUUUUGGUGUUUCUUUUAUUCCAGCAAUGACUGCUUCCUGCCCAGCCAGUGGGGAGAUGUUCAAGGGGGGGCUGCCAACACAACCUUGCUCUGAGCCUGGAGAAGCAUCUCUGCUGGCAGCGUGUUUCAUGGCUGGGGGCCAGGGCCCUUGGUGAGCACAAUGGCCCUGGGCCCCAUUUCUACACUACACGGUGAUCUUGCUGGAAGCUCAAGUGCUUUUCUGCUGGGAUGCUGGUGCCUGAGUCUCUCCUGAUGUCUGUCUCUCUCUAGUGAUUGUCAUGCAUCCCUCUGUCACAGAUUGGUCUCCUGUGGGUAGUCCCUGGGCUGCUUUGGGCAGCGGCACAGUGGGCAGCUUUGUGCCCCUUUCUUUGUGGCUUUGUGUCGUCAUGAGUCGGGAAGAAGAGACUGGCCUGGGUUUGCCUGGGUGCUUGCUGUGUUUCGCGGGAGGGCCGAGUGGAGCAAGCCCCGUAGGCCUGUGCCUUGGUGUGUUGCCAUAACAGCAUGUUCCCAUGCACUUGGCUCCCCUGUGCUGCUGUGCCUGCUGCACUCCUGCCACCGUGCCCCCAGGGGCCUCGCCUGAUGGGCAAGGGUCCUGCUGUGCCAGCUCCCAGCCCCCAGUGUUGGCAUCAGGGCGCCAGCCUGCCUACCCACCUUGGAUUCCCUCACCACCAAGUGACCUUUGCGAAGCUGACUCCUCCCUCACCACCAUACGUUCACCUGUUGCGCACUGCCCUGGGGGAGGUGGCUCCCUGUGAGACAGCUGGACCAUCAAGGGGGAAGGCCUCACCUGCUCCUGGCGCUGUCUGCUGUGAGCCCCAGGAACAGGCUGCCCAGCAAGCCAAGCCCUUCUGUGAGUGACGUCCAUGCCUGUCCUGCCCUGAGCAUGUUGCUUAGCUCCUCAAUACCUCCGUUGCCUUUACCUCAUGGGCCUCUGGCUCCCCCUGCUCGCAUCUGGCUGGCAGGGUUCCCCACACUACCGCCCAUGGUGCAGAGCCAGCGAGCUUGUGACCAUGGAGCUCUGUAAGAGGAGAAAGCUGUACCCAUGCCAGA
Gavialis gangeticus (Gharial) is the source of this 1815-nucleotide messenger RNA. RefSeq names its product charged multivesicular body protein 1A (gene CHMP1A). Bases 82 to 672 code for a protein of 196 amino acids. The transcript is spliced from 7 exons. The record is from RefSeq and is a predicted model, not a curated record. Gene Ontology annotation, biological process: endosome transport via multivesicular body sorting pathway; late endosome to vacuole transport; protein transport. Gene Ontology annotation, cellular component: ESCRT III complex; multivesicular body. NCBI's taxonomy places the organism in Eukaryota, Metazoa, Chordata, Crocodylia, Gavialidae.